AUGGCGGCAGUUGGACUGAUAAAUCCAAGCCCCGUGGUGUACGGGCGCAAGGAGACCCGCCGCAGUGAGGUUGUGGCGUCCUCAAGAGAUGACGAAAAUGCCAGGGAACCUAUUGACUCUCUUGAGGUCUUUGAGCACAUCCGAGACAUCACGGACCCUGAGCAUCCAUACUCUUUGGAGCAGCUCCGUGUGGUAAAUGAGGAUCAAAUUGAUGUUGAUGACAGCAGCGGCCAUGUGAGGGUUUCUUUCACCCCUACUGUUGAGCAUUGCAACAUGGCGACUUUGAUAGGGCUGUGCAUACGUGUCAAGUUGCUUCGAUGCUUGCCACAGCGGUUCAAGGUUGAUAUACAGGUUCUGCGCGGCAGUCACGGCAGCAUUAAUCAGUGUUAA
Molecule: messenger RNA, 390 nt
Organism: Ostreobium quekettii
Lineage: Eukaryota; Viridiplantae; Chlorophyta; Ulvophyceae; Bryopsidales; Ostreobiaceae
Source: the annotation of a GenBank genome assembly